This is a messenger RNA of Salvia hispanica, 3296 nucleotides long. RefSeq names its product polyribonucleotide nucleotidyltransferase (gene RIF10). Gene Ontology annotation, biological process: mitochondrial mRNA catabolic process; mitochondrial RNA 3'-end processing. Gene Ontology annotation, cellular component: mitochondrion; cytosol; chloroplast stroma. The record is from RefSeq and is a predicted model, not a curated record. Lineage: Eukaryota; Viridiplantae; Streptophyta; Magnoliopsida; Lamiales; Lamiaceae. Gene Ontology annotation, molecular function: polyribonucleotide nucleotidyltransferase activity; 3'-5'-RNA exonuclease activity; RNA binding.
AAAUAAUAUGCACACUUCACACACACACUGAAGGAGAAGAAGCGGCAAUGUUGGCAGCCAAUCCUAGUUAUAGCUUCCACGCCCCUCUUUCCAAACUCAGAGCUUCCAAUUCCAAGAAAUUCAAAGUAAGUUCAAAUUUUUCGUCGCUAGAUUGCUUUCCUCCGAGGAACAGAAUUCACAUUUCAUCCAUUCAGCCAUCAAAUGAUGUUCACCGGACUCAUCCGAGAAAUAGAAAAAACAAAAUUAGCAGCAGCGGCAGCAGCAGCUUGUUCAAUAGGUUUACUAUUGGAGCUUGUUUAGCAGCACAGCCCGACAUUCACAGCGUGGAUGCUCCUCACCAGUCUUUUGCUCCUUACUCAGUUAAAAUUCCCGUCGGUGAUCGUCAUAUACUUGUUGAGACAGGUCACAUUGGGAGACAGGCUAGUGCUGCCAUUACUGUUACAGAUGGGGAAACUGUUAUCUACACAACUGUUUGUUUCAAUGACGAUCCCAAUGAGCCUACAGAUUUCUUUCCUCUUUCUGUACAUUAUCAAGAACGAUUUUCAGCAGCUGGUCGUACUAGUGGUGGGUUCUUCAAGCGAGAGGGGAGGACAAAGGAUCAUGAGGUUCUCAUUUGUAGAUUAAUAGAUAGACCUCUACGGCCCACUAUGCCAAAGGGAUUUUAUCAUGAAACACAGAUACUAUCAUGGGUCCUGAGUUAUGAUGGUUUACAUCCUCCAGAUUCUUUGGCAGUGACAGCAGCUGGGAUUGCAGUAGCUCUCUCAGAAGUGCCAAGUUCUGGAGUUGUUGCUGGUGUCCGGGUUGGUCUUAUUGGUGAUAAGUUUGUUGUGAAUCCAACUACCAAGGAGAUGGAGGACUCUAAACUGGAUUUGUUGCUGGCAGGGACAGAGAGUGCGAUAUUGAUGAUUGAGGGAUACUGCGAUUUCCUGCCUGAAGAGAAGUUAUUGGAAGCUGUUGAAGUUGGACAGAGUGCUGUACGAGCUAUAUGCAUGGAGGUGGAAUCCUUGGUGAAGAAGUGUGGAAAACCCAAAAUGGUGGAUGCAGUCAAAUUGCCCCCUCCAGAGCUAUAUAAGCAUGUUGAGGAAAUUGCAGGUGAUGAAUUAGUUGAAGCACUACAAAUAAAGGAGAAAAUUCCAAGAAGAAAGGCAUUAUCGUCUUUGGAGGCAAAAGUUUUGAACAUACUUACAGAAGAGGGUUUUGUUAGUAAAACUGAAGCUUUCCUUCCUUCUGAAGUGGUGUUGCCUGACUUGGUAGAGGUUGAAGAUGAGGACGAGGAGGUUGUAGUUGAUGGUGAAGUUGAUGAAGGGGAUGUCCGUAUCAAACCUGUCCCGAAGAAGCCCGCCCCUAUGCUAUACUCGGAGGUAGAUGUGAAGCUAGUUUACAAAGAAGUUUCAUCAAAAUUCUUACGAAGACGUAUUGUGGAGGGUGGAAAAAGGAGUGACGGCAGAAAUCCUGAGGAGUUGCGAUCGAUUAAUUCACGCUGUGGAUUACUUCCCCGGGCACAUGGAAGUGCUCUUUUUACGCGAGGCGAAACCCAGUCAUUAGCUGUGGCUACCCUUGGUGAUAAGCAAAUGGCACAAAGAAUAGACAACCUUGUAGAUGAAGAGGAGUUCAAGAGAUUCUACCUUCAGUACUCCUUUCCUCCCUCGUGUGUUGGAGAAGCAGGGCGUGCAGGAGCUCCAUCUAGGAGAGAAAUUGGCCAUGGAAUGCUCGCUGAGAGAGCUCUGGAGCCGAUAUUGCCUUCUGAAGAUGAAUUUCCUUAUACCAUACGUGUUGAAAGCACCAUCACAGAAAGCAAUGGCUCAUCAAGCAUGGCCUCAGUAUGUGGGGGUUGCUUGGCAUUACAAGAUGCUGGUGUUCCAGUCCGGAGUUCCAUUGCUGGAAUAGCCAUGGGGAUGGUCUUGAACACUGAGGAUUUCGGAGGAGAUGGCUCUCCGUUAAUCCUUUCUGAUAUAACAGGGGGUGAAGAUGCGUCCGGAGAUAUGGAUUUCAAGGUUGCUGGAAAUGAUGAUGGUGUAACUGCAUUUCAGAUGGAUAUAAAGGUUAUAGGAAUUACUUUAUCAAUCAUGCGGCAAGCUCUCCUGCAAGCAAAAGAAGGCCGAAAGCAUAUCCUUGUUGAGAUGUCAAAAUGCUCUCCUCCUCCUUCAAAGAAACUCUCAAGAUAUGCUCCGAUUAUUCACGUUAUGAAGGUGAAUCCAGAUAAAAUUAACAUGAUCAUAGGUUCUGGAGGGAAAAAAGUGAAGAGCAUUAUUGAAGAAACUGGGGUCGAGUCUAUUGAGACGCAAGAUAAUGGCGUUGUUAAAAUAACAGCUAAGGACUUGUCAAGCCUGGAAAAGUCUAAAGCCAUUAUUAGCAACCUGACGAUGGUUCCGAAAAUUGGUGACAUUUACAAGAACUGUGAAAUCAAAACAAUUGCUCCAUAUGGAGUUUUUGUCGAAAUUGCACCUGGCCGAGAGGGACUGUGUCAUAUCAGCGAGCUGAGUGCGAGUUGGCUUGCUAAGGCAGAAGAUGCUUUUAAAGCUGGAGAUCGUGUUGAUGUCAAGCUUAUAGAGAUCAAUGAGAAAGGACAACUUCGGCUGAGCCGCCGCGCGCUACUUCCAGAACCUAGCCCAGACAAGGGUAAACUGAAGAAGGCUUCAUCAGCUCCUAAUCUUGAUAUUAAACUUGACGAUGUCGACCUUCCUGAGGAUAGUAGUCCUGAUGUGAAAGCCGUUGUCAGUGACAAAAAUCAGACAGUAGAGGCUAAAACACCUACGGAGGAUAAGUUUGUGAAGAAGUCUAUAAGCACAGGAAAGGAUGCAACUGAAACUAAUAAAAGCAGGUCCAAGAGAACCAGUACCAAAUCUGUCAGUACCCCCAAAACGAGCGAAAGUCCAGUUGUAAAUGGAGAAGCGAAAGUUGGAUAAAAGAACGCCAGGACCUUAUUAUACAUGAGACUGGAAGAUGGAUGAUGCCACUUGUGAAAAGAAAGUGACUGAACUAGUUUUCUGGAUGGUAAGUCGCUACCAGAUGUAAUUUCAGCUUGUUUUUCUCAAAAUCAGGAGUUCUGGCGCGAAAACACCCACCUGUCGAAUGUAAGUAGCAUGCCUCUCCUGCAGAAUGUAAGUAACAUGCCUCAAAUGCAUGAAAAAGGGGCGGUGCUCUGCAUAAUAUAGUUAUGGACAAGGGAUGCCUUUGCUAUCUCGGCACCAUUCAGCUUGAGCUAAACUGCUAUUUUGUCAGCAAAAUUUUGACUGGUCCAGCGUGUUGAUUAUUACAUGUUAGGCUAUUUAUUCAAACAAUACGCUUUUAACUUA